Messenger RNA from Closterium sp. Yama58-4, 477 nucleotides. NCBI's taxonomy places the organism in Eukaryota, Viridiplantae, Streptophyta, Zygnematophyceae, Desmidiales, Closteriaceae. The record is from the annotation of a GenBank genome assembly.
AUGAACAACAUGCCAUUACAACACCUAUCACACACCAGCAUGUCAGCAUACGCAGUCAUGUCAGCACAUGCCAUUGCGUCGGCAGGUGCCAUCGCGUCAGCACAUGCCAUCAUGCUGUGCCUGCGACUGCUACCUCUCCCCAUGCCUCCUUCACCACCACCACCACCACCACCACCACCACCACCACCACCACCACCACCACCACCACCACCACCACCACCACCACCACCACCACCACCACCACCACCACUGCUGCGUCUGCUGUUGCGAUCGUGUUCACUGCUCCUCCGCCGCCUCCUGCUCCUGCUCGGGAUGGAAAGAUCGCCCAGAGCUGCAUGGCCAGCCAUAGCAGGACCAGAGGCAACUCCUGGAGAUGAUUCACCAUCUAGACCAGAUACUGCUGUGUGGCUGCCUGCAAUGACCCCACCCGCUACAGCACCCUCUGCAAGGGAAGCACUAAGUGCAGUCCCACUUUGA